Molecule: messenger RNA, 399 nt
Organism: Nilaparvata lugens (brown planthopper)
Lineage: Eukaryota; Metazoa; Arthropoda; Insecta; Hemiptera; Delphacidae
Exons: 1
Coding region: 1-399 (132 amino acids)
Molecular function (GO): nucleic acid binding
Source: RefSeq, a predicted model, not a curated record
AUGAGGUGGCACCUUGAGCUAUCUCAAUACACCUAUGAGAUCAUUUACCGACCUGGAAAAGAGAACAUAACUGCUGACGCUCUUUCUCGAGCAUGUGUGAUAAUGGGAUGUAUCACAUCAAAACAAGACUUGAUAAAAUAUCAUCAAGACCUCUGCCACUCCGGCAUCACACGAUUUUUUCACUGGACUAAAGCUCAUAACCUUCCAUACUCGGUAGAUGACAUCAGAGAUGUCUGCAUGGAAUGCAAGAUCUGCUCAGAGCUGAAGCCAAGAUUCAACAGUUUCAAAGGAAAAUUGAUAAAAGCAACUCGGCCUUUUGAAAGGAUCAACAUUGACUUCAAAGGACCCCUGCCAUCAUCAACUAGAAACAAGUACAUCCUCACUAUUGUGGAUGAAUAA